This is a messenger RNA of Phasianus colchicus (ring-necked pheasant), 1947 nucleotides long. RefSeq names its product claudin 23 (gene CLDN23). Gene Ontology annotation, molecular function: structural molecule activity. The record is from RefSeq and is a predicted model, not a curated record. Gene Ontology annotation, cellular component: bicellular tight junction; membrane. NCBI's taxonomy places the organism in Eukaryota, Metazoa, Chordata, Aves, Galliformes, Phasianidae.
UCUUAGAGGUCUUUUCCAACCCUAAUAAUUCUAUGAUUCUAAUGUGCCCGAGGCCACCAGCGCAAGCACACUGUGGUGAAGACCUGCAGUCAGCCUGGCUGGGAUGAAUGAUCCCAAAUUAAUCCACAGAGAAUGCUGCCCUCUCUUGGACCCAGCGUGACUGGCACAAAUUCAGGGAAAUUGUGAAAUGCCCAAGACUUGGGCGUUUUAUGGAGCAAAGGCUCACAGAAGGAGCUAGGAGUGAUGUACAGGAGAUGCUCACAGGGAGGAAGAGCAAGGAGAUGAAGGCCAGGAAGGUCUCUUGGGCUGGUGAAGGACUGCAGGAUCCUUACCAAUUCUGCAAGUUGCUGAAUUAAUGCUUUCACCAAUAAAUUCACUUCCCCCAAUAUACCUGCAAGGGGGAGUGGAGCACCAGGGGCUCCCACGUGCCCAUGCUGCCGGCUGGGUGCCAGCCAGCCCUGCCCGCUGCCUGCCGGCUCCUCCCUGCCUGCACUUCCUCCUGCAGCCUGCCCAGCUCACCGGGCACUGCUGCACAAGAAUCCCAGCUUUCAGCAAGCAGAAGCAGCAGGAUUCAGAGAGCCACCCUGGAGCCCACUCUCCCAGCAUGCGGACACCGGCCGUGAUGAUCGUGGGGCUGGUGCUCUGCCCCUGCGGGCUCCUGCUGACACUGACAGGCACGUUGGCACCCAACUGGAGGCAGGUGAGCCUCAUCCCCGAUCAGCCCUCCGACCUCAUCUUGGAGCAGGGCAUCUGGGACCUGUGCAGGGAGCGGCAGAGCAGCCACGAUCGCCUCUGCGGGCAGGAGGAUGAGCUGGGCUACUUCAAGGAGGUGCCCGUGCAGGUGGCACGAGGCCUGAUGCCCAGCUCGCUGGUGCUCACAGUGCUGGGCUUGGUGGUGGCUGCCCUGGGGGUGCGGUGCUGGCAGAAGGAACCCCAGCACGCACUGGCUGGUGCUUCGGGGCUUGUGCUGCUGCUCUCGGGUCUGCUGAGCCUGGUGCCUGCCUCCUGGUACACCCAUGAGCUGGAGGUACUGCCUGCACCCUCUGGUGCCACGCUGACUGUGGGUUACAGCUUGGUGCUGAGCUACCUGGGUAGCUGCCUGGAGAUCCUGGGGGGGGUGGCCCUCACUCUCAGCUUCCACCACUGCUGCAAGGAGCGCAGGGCCUCCAAAACUCCCCCCAGCCCAGUGUUGGAACACGGGACACGCUCCAUCACUGGGGCCUACAGCAACCCCUGGGAUGUGCUGGAGGAUGAGCGAGAUGGGCGGCGUGGGAGGAGCACCCUGCCUUGUGAUUCGGACCUGUAGCUCCAGCACAGUGACACAGCUUGAAGCUCUGCAGGCAGCCAUGCUCCCAGCUCUGCAACUGUGCCAAAGCUGUACUGGCUCCAGCCCUGGCUCCAGCCUCACUGUGCAGCUCUUAGCUCAGUCCCCUGUGCCAUGCAGGGCUAAGGCAGCUGCAGUGUUCUCAUGCGAGCGGGCCACCAGUUAGUGCUGUGCAGCCUGCAGGGUGGGGAACCAAUGUCUGCUCAAUUUAGGGCUGAGCAAACAUCAAAAUAAAUGAGGAGGAACAGCUCUGUGCUGCAACAUAGUUAUGGGCUCUCUGCCAGGCACACUGGCUGAGAGCCAGCAAAGCAUGGCCAACCCUGCCCCACCGUGCUUCACCUGGAGAAGGGAGGAAAGGUCUGGAGGAGGACAGGUGCUUUUACAGGUGCCUUCCCCAAGGACUUUCCCCCCAGGGUUAAGAGCAGCUCAGGAAAAAGUUUCUCUUUCCUUGAGCACAGCCACUUCGGUGGGGAGGGAAAGUCACAGAGAAGAAAAAUAGCACAUAUUUCUCUUUCCAUCGUUAGCUUAGUGGGAGGCAGUAGAACUGGUCCCACUGGUUUGUGAGAGACAGCUGUGCUAUAAAAUCCCUGCAAAAGAGGGCAGGAGCCAAGCCUGGCCUGGAU